UGUGCUCACCGAGCCUCCAGAGCCGUGGCUGCUCAGAGGGGGGCCCUGACCCUUGGCCUCAGAGUAUUAUGAGUUUGCUGAAACUCAGGGAGAAAGAGCCAGCCCUUGGACUUACUGCCUUCUUAUUUCAUAUCAGAGGCAGCCUAACUGGAACAAAGAGGCUCAUAGCUGUUUGCUUGUGUUUCUACCAGUUUGGUAUCAUACAUGGCUUCAGAUGGCAAUGUUCUUCAGGUUCCCUUGCGGCAGAAGCCCACAAAGAAAACUCAAGGCGUUUUCAUGAUGAGUCGGAGGAGGAUAUCGUGCAAAGACCUGGGGCACGCCGACUGCCAAGGCUGGCUAUAUAAGAAAAAGGAAAAAGGAACUUUCCUAGGCAACAAAUGGAAAAAGUUCUGGGUUGUACUGAAGGCAUCGUCGCUAUACUGGUACAGCAAUCAAUUGGCAGAAAAAGCUGAUGGAUUUGUCAAACUGUCUGAUUUCACUGUGGAGAGAGCAUCCGAAUGCAAAAAAAAGCAUGCUUUUAAGGUCAGCCACCCACAGAUCAAGACCUUUUAUUUCGCAGCUGAGAAUACGCAGGAAAUGAACAUGUGGUUAAACAAGCUUGGAUUAUCUGUAAUUCAUCAAGAAUCCACUACAAAGGAUGAAGAAUGCUACAGUGAGAGUGAACAGGACGAUGCUGAAAUAGCUGCGGAGUCAGCACCUUCUCUGUCUCUUCUGACGUCACAGAAGGCCUCUUCAUCCUUACCCUCACUCAGUGGACCAUCGUGCUCUUUCUCAUCCCUGGAAAAUACCAUAAAGACAACCAGCACCUCGUCCUGCACCUUAUCUAAGGGAAGACAGUCCUGGAUCGACACAACCAGUUCGUCUGCUGCUGAGGGUGCGGAGCCGCCCAUAGCACUUGCUGUGCAGUGUCACCCGCCUGCGCCCUCAGAGGCAAACAGUCACCAGGCCCCAGGGAACAGCUGCGCCGCAUCAGAAAGUGGGUUUCUGAACUCUUUAUCCAGUGACGACACGUCUUCAUUGAAUAGCAACCUAGACCACCUUACCGUCCCAGACAAGCCUACUGGAUCAAAGAUGAUGAACAGAGCAGAAGAAACGAAAGCGCCCGAAGACGAUGAAAUGGAGAAGCUCUACAAAUCGUUAGAGCAAGCCAGCCUGUCUCCGCUUGGGGACCGACGGCCUUCGACCAGAAAGGAGUUGAGGAAGUCCUUCGUGAAGCGGUGCAAGAACCCAUCCAUAAACGAGAAGCUCCACAAAAUCCGGACCUUGAACAGCACAUUGAAGUGUAAAGAACACGACCUGGCCAUGAUUAACCAGCUGCUGGACGAUCCGAAGCUGACAGCCAGAAAAUACAGGGAGUGGAAGGUCAUGAAUACCAUGCUGAUUCAGGACAUCUAUCAGCAGCAGGACCCUGCAUCGGCCCCUGAAGACAACCCUCAGGGGCUCGGGAGACCGCCUUCCUCGGCCUCUGUUGAAAAUUCUAUUUGAGAACAAGCCAGAAUUCUCUCCCCUUCUUCCCCCAAGCAACUCUUCAAGAUGUUGCCAGAGCUCCAUUUUCCCUUAAACGGAAAGCCAAGACUAGUUCCUCAAGCAUCAGCUCCCUGGAAAGAUGCCGUCUGAGUGAGGACCAAUAGCAGCAGGACCCCUUCCGGGUGUGGCGUUCCCAUGGAGAUGGGAGUGAUGGAGUCCAGCUGAGUGGUCCUGUGUUCCUGCCUGGAGCUCACAGCCAUGCCGGGCUCUCGUUGGGAUUUGGGAACUCUAUCUUCUGUUCCUUGCUCUCGAGAAAAUUACAACAUUAUUGGACUAAAGAUCACAUUUUAGUAGGGACAGUAAUUCAUAGAAAUACUUGGUUCUCCAAGAGGAGAAGCACCUAUUCUACCUGGUUGGGUAGCUGAGUCCUCCAAAUCAUUUUGUCGGGUGAAGGAACGGUUUCUAUGGCAGCCGCUGGAACAGGGCAGAUGUUUCUGUGGCAGUCCCCUGCCCGUGGUCCAGGCGGUUGUACCUUUCCCACGAGUGGGGUCUGGGAGAGCCCAAGAAGGAGGUGUGUGUUCCGUAUUCAGCCCCCUCGCUCAAAGGACAGCUUGGUGGUUUCACAGUUCACUCCGCCGGGGGGAGGGUGGGAUCUGGUUCUACUUCCUUCCCACAGGGCAGCUAAAGAAAACGUCUCCCUGCACUCGGAGGCCUCCACUGGCUCCCAGCUUUGCCGAACCACCACCGCGGGAGCCAGUAACAGGUCCAGCGGGGAACGUUCGCUGCGUUGGCCCUUGGCCGUGGUGCCUGCGCACAGUGUAAAUUUAUACCUGGUUCCCUGGGUUCCCUCAUCUUGGUGAGAUGAUUCUAUUAACUGAAUUGUUUAAAUAUCUUUACUCCCCACCCCCCC
Messenger RNA from Phyllostomus hastatus (greater spear-nosed bat), 2377 nucleotides. It is a transcript of the gene IPCEF1, whose product is annotated as interaction protein for cytohesin exchange factors 1. The record is from RefSeq and is a predicted model, not a curated record. The transcript has 12 exons. Lineage: Eukaryota; Metazoa; Chordata; Mammalia; Chiroptera; Phyllostomidae. The coding region runs from base 205 to 1485 and encodes 426 amino acids.